Orussus abietinus is the source of this 4513-nucleotide messenger RNA. It is a transcript of the gene ninaB, whose product is annotated as carotenoid isomerooxygenase. NCBI's taxonomy places the organism in Eukaryota, Metazoa, Arthropoda, Insecta, Hymenoptera, Orussidae. Bases 1489 to 3432 code for a protein of 647 amino acids. The transcript is spliced from 12 exons. Gene Ontology annotation, biological process: carotene catabolic process; retinal metabolic process. The record is from RefSeq and is a predicted model, not a curated record. Gene Ontology annotation, molecular function: beta-carotene 15,15'-dioxygenase activity; carotenoid dioxygenase activity.
AUCGCGGGCCCCGAGGUUACGGAAGCCGCUCGCCGAGACGACUCCUAACCUCUGCCUCUUCUCCUCUGGCCGUUCCGGUGAUUUCCCUUUUUCUUCCACCCUUCUACCCUUCUACCCUUCUUCUCUCCGUCGAAGCAUUCACACUUUGGGGCGUUAUCGGUGCAGCCGGUUAUCGACGGAAAGAUUCCCGGGAACGAUAUAUCGAAAUGCCGAUACGUCGCCGAGAUAUCGAGUGUUGAUCAUUUCUUAAGUCCUCGAACAUCGAACAUGCAAUCUCGGGCGGAGGUUUAAGCGGGAUCGCGGAAUCGCGCGGCCGGAUUCGAAACAAGUCUUUGGUUACCCAACGUAUGUAAAGCGUAAUGUCAAUUGCAAAUCACAUGACCACCGGUCGAGCAGGUUUGCCAACUUGUACAGGAAAAGGUGUUCCCCUCCUUUAAAAACACCCACGUCUCGCGUGCUCGGCGGAAUUGCAUAAAACAAUCAGGCGGUCGACAACGAUGCCUGAUCAGGAGUUUAAACACGAUCUAGCGAAACGACCGUACCGUUGAAAGAAAUAGAAUAAGUUUCGCGCCAUAUACUACUACAUGCCAAGAAAGAAACUACGGGGAACAAUCGACUGAUAUCUACUUUUGAGUCGACAUUGAUAAUAAAGAGCGGUCAAAUCAAUUUACCGGAGAAGAAUAAUUGCCAUUUCCAUUCGAAUAGAAAGAAUAGAAAGUUUCAUAAAUGUAUCACCUUAAAUCCCCAUACUUAUAUCUUUUCUUAAAAAGAAAGGAGCCACUCGGAGGAGUGGACAAAGGAGUGGAAGAAUCGCAGCCGUGACGUAAAAAUGGACGGGGGAGGAUCCGGAUUGGUCACCGAUAACGGCGACCGCUGGACGCGGGCCAGGGAAACGAUCGAUUAACCGCGCCACCCAGCUGAUAAGGGCGUGACGAAACGAGUCAUGUGCCUUUGGCCACGUGAGGCCGUAAUCGGGUCUCUUCCGGUGACGCGUACGUAUCGCCGAGUACGCACGUUCGUUGCAUGCACACGGUCGUUGCGGAAUGGAUGCCUGACAAGGGGCCAAAAAAUUCAUUUCUAGUCAAGGGGCCAUUCCGACUUGCAUCACUCGCCGGUGAAAAGUUCCCGAUGAUGGAUUUCACCCACAAGCGCGUCCACCAGAUCCUGACGUCCAUCUUGGAGCCACUGGAGAUCUUCGAGGCGGACGAAGAUCAUCUCGACGAAGGGGUCUCUUAAGAAGCCAUCCCGACAUUUUUUCCUUUCCUGAACCGAACGGAGUUGAAAAAGCUCCGCACAGCCCCGUAAAGAUCGGACCGCUCGAAAGGAGGCGCCGCCUCAAUCGACGUGGCAAUGAUCGACGAAGAAGUCGUUACGAAGACCGACAAUUGUGUCCGGGCUUAAAUCAGGGCCUACAAGUAUACGGAAGUAAUGGCGUCGACUAAUGGGCCGAGAUUUGGUGCUAAUUUAGAAUAAAUCGAAGGUGUCAAGAUGAAGCGUUCGAGGAUCUUGCGAUCCAAGUCGGAAAUCGAUUUCAGUCGGAAAGUGAACGUGAUCGAUGAGUUAUUAGGCCUGGACGUGAAUCACCUGAGAACUUCUAGGACCAUGACCUUCGGCCGGGAAGGCGAGGGAAGCAAGACGUUAAUUGGUCAUUCCCAAGAAGACGACGACGACGACGACGACGACCGCGGCGACGACCGCGGCGACAAGGUGUUUUGGCCCAAUUGCGAUUCGACAAUAUGGAUGAGGUCGUGCGAACGGGAGGUCAUCGAUCCGAUCAAGGGCAAGGUCACCGGCGCGAUACCAAAGUGGCUCCGGGGAAUUCUGCUUAGAAACGGACCCGGCAGUCUUAAAGUUGGCGAAUACAGGUUCCAGCAUUUAUUCGAUAGUUCUGCUUUGUUGCACAGGUUCGAGAUUGCAGAUGGCGGAGUGACCUAUCAAAAUCGUUUCGUCGAGACCGACGUUUUUCGAAAAAAUCACGAAGCUAAGAGAAUCGUUGUGACGGAUUUCGGAACGAAAGCCGUUCCAGAUCCCUGCAGAAGUAUUUUCCAGAGGGUCGCCUCGGCUUUCAGUCUCGUGAACGACACUUCUGAUAAUUCGAUGAUAUCGGUUUAUCCUUUCGGCGACGAAUUUUACACCUUCACGGAGUCGCCAGUUAUACAUCGAAUAGACCCGAAAACAUUGGAAACGAAGAAGAAGGUGAUCCUUUCGGAUUAUGUAAAUAUUGUUAAUCAUACAUCCCAUCCACAUGUUCUGAGCGACGGCACGGUCUACAAUGUAGGAAUGAGGAUAACUCCUAGAGGGCCGGCUUACAGUGUCGUGUGUUUUGCUCCAAAUCGUCUCGCGAUCGAUCACCCCGGAGAAGCUAAAGAGCUUUCUAUGUUCGACCAGGCUACUAUAGUAGCUUCUGUACCCGCCAGACGAGUUUUGAAUCCAUCGUACAUGCAUACUUUUGGAAUUACCGAUAAUUACUUCGUCAUCAUUGAACAGCCCCUGUCAGUGGCACUCGUUAGAUUGGUAUCCUGCAAAAUCAGGGACGAACCCAUGUACAGCUGUCUGAAGUGGUCCGAAGAGGAUAAAACUUUGAUUCACGUCGUAUCCAAAAACACUGGCCGGGUAGAAAAGACUUUCCGGACGGAAGCCUUCUUCUUCUUACACAUAAUUAAUCAAUUUGAGACCAGAGAUCGAGACCACAUUGUUUUGGACAUUUGCUGUUACAGAGAUGCAAAGAUGCUCGACUGCAUGUACAUCGACGCUAUGAAGAAUAUGCACAGCAAUCCCGAUUAUUCGAAAAUGUUCCGAGGAAGGCCGCUGCGUUUCAUAUUGCCCAUGAAAACUCCCAACCCGGAAGUGAGCCCCGAGGAAAACUUGAUAGGAGUGAAAACGGGGCACCGAAGUUACCACGAUACGAAAAUGGACCCGAAGGUCGACCAGGUUCUAGACCCUUUCGAGGAAAAUGAGACCGAGGCAGAGCCAAGCGAUGUCUUGAAGAGGGAGCCUUCCGCUCAUAGGCUCGAAAGUGGCGAGACUUUCGUCAAACCAGAACUGCUCUGUGAUUUGGGCUGUGAAACUCCCAGAAUUAAUUACGAGCUUUAUUUGGGACGGGAGUAUCGAUACUUUUACGCGAUUUCGAGCGACGUCGACGGCGAAAAUCCCGGAUCGAUCAUUAAAGUCGACACGAUGACGAAGACCAGAAAGGUUUGGUUUGAGAAAAAUAUUUUCCCGAGUGAACCGAUUUUUGUGCCCGACCCCCACGGCAAGAGCGAGGACGACGGGAUUGUGGUAAGUUCAUUAGUUUGGGGCCAGGAACGCGAAAACGAAGUCGGACUUUUGAUUUUGAACGCCCAGAAUUUGCAAGAAAUGGCGCGAGCCACGUUCAGUACACCAGGACCCGUGCCGAAGUGUUUACACGGGUGGUUUAGUUUAAACAAGUAAUUUUACAUAAGUAUCUGUAAGGCGAUAUGCUUGUAAAUCCGUUGAGAGAUGCCCCAGCCCGUUAGAAAUACUGCAGAAAUACUGCAGAAAUACUACCAUAAUUACUUUAACCUCUAGAGACAGGAAAGAUAACAAAGCCAUUCUCGGGAAUACAAAAUAUCUAAAUACAUGCGCUGUAAUUAAUGUAUAUUAGAAUUAAUGCAAUCCACGUUGCAUAAAUUAUAGCGACUAACUCUGACGCGUGCGCACAAUUGCGGAGAAAUAAUAAUAAUAAUCACAUAAAAUCACGUCAAGUACAAUAAGUUAUUUUAAUGACUUUUGCCCGAGGAUGGUACAGUAUUUACACAGACGGGACUAAAUGUCAGGGAAAACAAAUCCACAACAAUAACAACGUAGGGUCGCCGUAAUUCUCCUCGCCCGGGACAAUUGACCUCUUAAUUAAUUGCGAGGUGAGGUGAUAUUCACACGCAAUUGGCGUCUACGGAGCUCUAAAUCUUUUUCGCGUCAGUCUGAUGGAAUGUAAAAUGGCUGUAAAUGGCCCGGGGCACGCUCGAAAAUCUCUAGAUUCGUAUUUCAUCUUUUUCAAAGUCCUCUACUUCUUUCUUCUUUUCAUCGAGGUCGACAUUUGCGCAAACGAGUUCCCAUGAAUUCGUAUAUGGCUUUUUCAAGAAGCGGCCAUUUUGGAGAGCUCCAAGUGUUGAACUCAACGAAAGAUAUCCUCCCCGUUCUCGAGUAUCGCUUAUCAUCUGCUCGAAAGAAUAUGUUUUUCGGCACUUUGCUGAAAUUAUUCAUGUUUGUAUUUAUUUUUAUUACUAACUAGUUUCGCAGAUCGCGGCCCCUACGUCAAGGAAACUUGUGAAUACGAAGAGUCUCUCGCGGAGGCUCGGUCAGCGAAUUACAAAGCUGGAAAAUUGCCUAACAAAAAGGAAAGAUUAAUCGCUGCCGGUCAUUGAAAUUAGUAUUUUCUUAAUCUUGUAAUCACUAUCGAUAGAAAAUGUCAAUCGUUGAUAAGGUAGUCGUUUUCAGCCAACGGAUUAGCCAUGUAAGCAGGAAAUAAAAAUAUCCUUUUUAUACCAAUCUA